AUGCGAUUCUUGCGUAGCCGUCGGGACAAAGAGGGCAGCUGGCUGCAACUGGUGGAGGGGAGCUGGUCAGACCGACAUGGCUCCUGCUACGAGGUCAGUCGCGAUGCUGGAUACCAUGGUUCGUACUCCUGCAGCGUGCGAAUCCGACGGCCUAGUGGCGAAGCAUUCUCAAGACCAGCUGUCAUAAAGCAGGUGGACGAUGGAACCAUAAUCUGGGGCCGGUACCUUACUUGCUGGAACUGUGCAAGUUCUGGUUGCUUUUGA
Messenger RNA from Symbiodinium natans, 264 nucleotides. The record is from the annotation of a GenBank genome assembly. Lineage: Eukaryota; Dinophyceae; Suessiales; Symbiodiniaceae.